AUGUUGCUUCGAAAAUAUGGGCCAAAACGGAAGAAAUUGAAUAAUGCGCAUAACGAGGAGCAAGAUAAAAUGGGGAAAAUUGUGGAACUGGUGAAAUUAAUAAGAAACGCAGCGAAACUGGCAAUGGCGGUCAGUGGUGAUAACGGGACAACAGAGUUCAACAAGCGGGCAGUUAAGUUUGCAUCACCACGCCUAUUAUCUCUUGCGCCCGAGGAAAGCCGGGAUGAGGUAAGCUGCUAA
Molecule: messenger RNA, 240 nt
Organism: Gongylonema pulchrum
Lineage: Eukaryota; Metazoa; Nematoda; Chromadorea; Rhabditida; Gongylonematidae
Source: the annotation of a GenBank genome assembly